Messenger RNA from Glycine soja, 1727 nucleotides. RefSeq lists its product as uncharacterized. The transcript is spliced from 4 exons. The record is from RefSeq and is a predicted model, not a curated record. The coding region runs from base 373 to 1512 and encodes 379 amino acids. NCBI's taxonomy places the organism in Eukaryota, Viridiplantae, Streptophyta, Magnoliopsida, Fabales, Fabaceae.
ACCCAUACAACUCCCUUUCUGUGGUGCAACAAAUAAAAGUUAGAGAGAGAAUAAUAACUCAUGGAAGCAAUAUAUAUGGAGCGCUAUAGAGAUAGAGAUAUAUAUAGAGAGAGUGUAUGUAUGCGUUUGUGUGUGUGAGAUAGAAAGAGAGAGAGAGAGAGAAAGAGUUGUUGAUAAAAGCAUAAUUUUUUUUUCUUGGUCUUUGGAGGGUCAUGUAGAUGUAGCAGCUCCAAUAGAUUGGUUUAUUUGAUACCCUUUCUUCUUCUCUAUCUUAUUUUUGUUUUGAAAUCUGAAACCUUCAAAAUCGGUUUUGGGUGUGAGUGAAUCUCGUGAGUUGAGAUUUUUUUUUUCUUUCUUUCUAUCUUUGCACCGAUGAGGAUCCGGAAAAGGCCGGUGCUUUUCCCUUCUUGGCUCUCGCCGUUGCGUCUCUCAGAUCCCCACCUGAUCAACCGGUCACCGGUGGUGGUGCAACUAAGCGACGCUACUUCCACCGCACCGAAACUUUCUUCUUCUGCUGCUGCAGUGUUCCCUCACCAUGCUGCUUCCGCGCCUCCGUCGAGCUUGGAUCGUUGCCAGCCGUCUGAUCAGCCUCUCCCUUCGAUCGGGAAACGAAGCAACGGCUCUGAUGAUCCCUCCGGCAUCGGUGAAAGUGGGGCACACGGACAGCACAACAAGCAAGACCCUUUGGACGAGGUUGUUAGAAGGGAAGGUGAGAGUGGGGAAGACUCGGGAGAGAAGGGUAAUCAUAGCAGAAAAGGACGCUCUUUUGGUUCGGAAAAAACACAAGCUGAGUUGUUGCCACCGUUAAGCCCUUCUUCUACUCAAGAUGGGAGAUGGUACGAGGGAGAGAAGGCGAUUCCGCUGAAGAAAAGGAGAGGGAACUUCGAGGAGAAUAAUAAGAAUAAUGCUGCUACUCAUAGCAAGAAGAUGAAGGCGAAGAUGAAGACGAAGAUGAACAAGAAAUGUUCGACGCGCAACAAGGAGGAUAGCAUGGGAGAGGAAUUAGACGAGGAAGAUGAAGAAGAGAAGAAGGUAGAAGAAACAAAAGCGGAAGUGAAUAUUGUGAGUAAAAAGAGAGCAAGGGGUAGUGCACUCAUGGAAGGUUCUAGGUGCAGUCGUGUGAAUGGGAGAGGGUGGAGGUGCUGCCAACAAACGCUGGUUGGUUACUCGCUGUGUGAGCAUCACUUGGGGAAGGGAAGGCUCAGAAGCAUGACAAGUGUUAGAAGCCGUUCCAUUGCUUCAACUGCACCAAAGGAGGUGCACGUGCACCACUUGCCUGACCCAUCUUCUUCUUCUUCUUCUCCUCCUCCUUCUUUUUGUUCUCUUGAUCAUGAGAAGCAAAUUGAGUGUGUUGAUAAUGCUGAGCCCUUUGGGGAUGAGGAGAAGAAGCCAGAGAUAAUAAUGACGAAGAAGAGGAUGAAGCUUGGCAUGGUGAAAGCCCGUUCCAUAAGCAGCUUGCUGGGGCAAACAAACACCCAGAUUGCUGCUGUAGCUCAUGAGAAUAGCAAGUAAGGCCAUAAUAAGUACAAGUGCAGAAAACGGUUAUUAUUUCAUGUACUAGAGGGUUGAAACUUGAAAGAUAUUUUUAAUACUAUAGUUUAAUUGUCUUAAUACUUGGUGCCACUGCAUCUUGUUCAACUUGGUGGUGCUUUAUCUUAUAUCGUAAUUGUGUUUAUAUAUUUUGCUACGUAUUAAUUUUGCAAUGCUUUCGUUAUGGUUUGUGGGAU